This is a messenger RNA of Anolis sagrei ordinatus, 4728 nucleotides long. RefSeq names its product solute carrier family 35 member E4 (gene SLC35E4). Gene Ontology annotation, cellular component: Golgi apparatus. Gene Ontology annotation, molecular function: antiporter activity. Lineage: Eukaryota; Metazoa; Chordata; Lepidosauria; Squamata; Anolidae. The record is from RefSeq and is a predicted model, not a curated record.
AAUAAUAAUAAUAAUAAUAAUAAUAAUAAUAAUAAUAAUAAUGUAGUAUUAUGUAGCACUUGUUCUGAAGGGGAAUUUCUGGCUUUCCUGCCACCAGGUUCCUUUCUGCCGACGGUUCCAGCUAGAGGUCCAUUAUAUCCGUUGUGGGUUUGAGUCCCAACUUGGAGGCUUUGUUCCCUUCCUAGUGUGCAUCUACAUGAAGGAAUGGAUGCAGUUUGAAACCCCACUCGAACUGCCAUGGCUCAGUGCUAUGCAGGCCUGGGAGGUGUUUAUUUUAGCCAGGUCUUUUUCAUGGCCAAAGAGGGCAAGCUACAACUCAGAGGUCUCCAUAGCAUUAGUACAAAGCAUUCAUUUGUCACUGACGUAGCUUUGGCACAGAGUGGGUGGGGUGAUUGGAGCUGAGUGCUGUUCCCCCAAUGUUGACUGCGCCAGAGCUGCCACCUUCUCUCUGCAGCAACAGCUGGGAAAAGCUGCCCUCCGGAAAGACAAAGGUAAGCCUCACCCGAGGAGAUCUGGCUCAGCAGAGAUCAGCGUGUUCAGACAUGAUGCCGUGGGCAACAUGUAUCUGCUAGGGAUGGAGCCCAGUGGCAGGAGGGAAUAGACCUCUUGGAGCCAAUGGGUGGGGAAGGACCCUUUCAAUGGGUCUCCCAGUUAGAUCACCUUCUGAGGAGUUUUGCCAGAGGCAUUCAGCACCUUGGAGAGGCCCAGAGAGUUUGGGCACCUUGCUCAAGCUCCCUGGUCUUUCCAAGGGUGCUUGGGUGGGCAUGGGCCCCUUUGGGUUGUGUAUCAUUUCAGAACAGACUAGAUGGCCUUUGAGAGCCCCUUCCGAAUACAGGCGUCUUUGAAGGGUGGUCGUUCCAGCAUCUUCAUAAGCUGAUCAACACAGGCUGGAAUGGCCUUCUUUUCAGGAGUGCUUUCGUCUUCUAGUCUAGACUAGAUGGCCUCUGGGGGUCCCUUUCCAACUCUAGAGGGCUACCAACUGCCUUGGAAAGCGGCCAACUCUCCUCCUUCGAAGGCUUUCAAACAGGUUUGAUGGGCUGCUUUCAGGAGUGCUGUCUUGGCUUCUUCCAUGCGACAGAGAUUGGGCUGGACUAGAUGACCUUUGGGGUGCCCACUGAUAAUGCAUGGACGGCUGCUGGGUGCCCACCUCUGCCUUGUGAGAAGCACCAGGCCCUUUGCAUGGGCUCAAAAGCCCUCCUGCCCAUCUCAAGGCCUUCCCACAUCCAUAUCUAUAACCCAGAAUAUCAAGGUAGAAAAUACCACAAUAUCUGAUUUGAACUGGGAUAUCUGAGUCCACACUGCCAUAUAUUCCAGUUCAAAUGUGGGAUUUUAUUCAGCUGUGUGGAAGUGGUCUCAGCUCCUCCUGAUCCAGGAAGGAUGCUGUGCCUGUUGCUCGGCAGCUGAUUCCCUGACGCUUCCCUCUUUUCCUCUUCCGCCAACAGCAGCAGCAGCAGCAGCAGCUCAUGAUAAUCUCCUGGCAGGAAGCCUGGUCCAGGGUGGCCUCUCGCGGGCGGUCAGAGGAUGCCGCUUGAAGGAUGCUGACGCAGGACUCUGUUGUUGUUGUUGCUGCCCUGGCCGUUGCCAUUGGGGAAGGAGGAGUCUCCUGCAUCCCACUUUGGGCCGCCUCCCUUCCGCCCGGCAUCAAUUUGCACAUGGCACUGGGCUCAAGCUGGCAUCCUGUCCCAAAGAGCAGUCGGAUUGGGAAGCCUGGGCCGGGAUGGGUCACUUCUCUGUCGGAGCCGAUGCCAAGGUGCCCUUUGGCCCCUUUGAAGAAAGGGAGGCCUUUUGCACUGGCAGAGUGAAAGCCACGAAAACAACCCUGGACCAGCUGGAAAUUCUAUACCGGUGAGUCACAAGCAGCAAAGGCAGGAGAAGGAGGAGCAGGAGCCAGGGCCGGCAGUCGCCACCCUCCCUGCUGUGAGCAUCUUCAUCCUUCAGGAGCUCUAGCCUCUGCCCAAGGACUUUGCCAGGCUGCCCUCCCCGAUGUGCCUGCCCUCAGGGAGGAGAGAUGCUGCCGGGAUGAGCCCGCUGGCCCAGAGAGCAGGGCCACCGCCUCCCUGGAAGCCAGAUCCAGGCCAGGAUGGGAAGCUGAGAGCCUUGGACCGUGGGGCCGCGCCCGCCUUGCCCCUGGUGCCCACUGUCCUGGUCUGGCUGGCCACUGGCACCACCAUGGCCAGCCUCAACAAGUGGAUCUUUGCUGUCCACAACUUCCGCUUCCCGGUGCUGCUCUCCUCCCUGCACAUGCUGACGGCUGUCCUGGUGGGCAAGCUGCGGGCAAGUGGGCCCCGGCCUCUGCUGGGCCCUGGCGCCCAGGCCCGGGUCCUGCUGCUGAGCAUCACCUUCUGCGCCAGCGUGGCCUUUGGCAACCUGGGUCUCAACUAUGUGCAGCUGGACUUUGCUCAGAUGGUCUACACUACCACGCCGCUCUUCACCCUGGCGCUGUCCGAGGCUCUGCUCCGCAAGCGCCAUCACCCGCUCCAGUACGCCGCCAUGGGGCCCAUCUGCCUGGGCGCUGCUCUCAGCAUCGUGGGACAGGUUCACUUCGACCAGGCCGGCUGCUGCUGCCUGGUGGCCGCCACCUUCCUCCGGGGGCUCAAGUCCAUCCAGCAAAGCACCCUGCUGCAGGAGGAGCGGCUGGACUCACUGAACCUGCUCUGCCUGACCUCACUGCCCAGCUUCUACAUCCUCUUUGGGGCGGCCCUGCUGCUGGAGGUGGGCCCAGCCUGGGAUGGCACCUUGACAUAUGGGGCCGGGCUCUGGGCCUGCCUGCUGGCCAGCUGCCUGGGCUCUGUGCUCUACAACCUGGCCAGUUUUGCCGUCCUCUCCCUCACCUCGGCUCUCACCAUCCACGUCCUGGGCAACUUCAAUGUGGUGGGCAAUCUGCUCCUCUCCCGCUUGCUCUUUGGCAGCCGCCUGACGCUGCUGGGCUACGCAGGCAUUGGGCUCACCCUCUCCGGGGUCUUCAUGUACCACCACUGCCAGGGCAUCGCCGACUGCUGGCGGGCCCGAACCCAGCGAGCCAAAGAGGAAUGAGCCAGAGAGGGAUUGCUGUCUCGCGCCAACUGGACUUUGGCAUUAGUGGACGGAAGGCCUGGGCAAGGUUGCCUUCCCCAAACAAUGCCAACUGCUCCCAAACCAUUGCUCGUGGGUGGAAAUGCUUUUGAGAAAUGCUUUCCAGCAUCCUGUUACAGGUGCCACUUCUGAUCUGGGCACAAAAAUACCCACCCAUUGAAAUCCAAGAGCUACUCCCUCCCUACAGUCAUUGUGCCAGCUUUCAAGGCAGAGGGAGGCUCCCCCUGGCAUCAGGGCCAUAGUAUUUUCUUAAACAGGUCUUAUUCAUCCUGAAUAGUAUCGCCAAUGUCUGCCAAUUGCUUUCACAUAGAUGCCAACUCUUGUGUCAGCUCCAAGGGCGUCUUGUAGAUCUAAGGCUUGUCAAUGGAUGUGGCAAAGUGUCCCUUUUUUCCUUUCUUGGGCUUCCCAUGCAAAGCACAGAACCGGUGUUACCGAGCAGCUCCAAAAACAGAGGCAGAGAAGAGAUGGCACAAUUGGGAUAGCAAUGCCCAUUCAUGACUGGGGUAGAGUCUUGGCAAUUGUACAGUAAGGUCCCCUUAUUCACAGGGGCAUCUUCAAAGCCUGAAGCCUGUGCCAGUAACACUUCUGGAACUUGGUUGCCCACAGAGAACGGAAAUCACUGGAAGCAUAAGAGCAUAAGGAGGACUGGGGCAUAUUUCCGAACUGAAACUGGACAAUGCCCAGGGGGUCUUCCUGUAUGUAUUAUUUUCCUUUUCUGACAGCCGUCCGCUGGGUGGAUUAAAAGUGUGUGUGUGUAUGAGAGAGAGAGAGAGAGAGAGAGAGAGAGAGAGAGAGAGAUGGAGGGCACACGAGAACAGAUUGGUACCCGGACCUGGCUGGAUCAUGGAGGAACUCACUAGGAUGUUCUUCACUCUGCUGGACAGAGGAGAGCUGCCCCAGGGGUUCAGGACCAUGGCACUGGUGAGAUGGGCAUUGUUUUCCUCUCCUGCAACCAAUCCCUGCAGUGCCCGUUUGUGGAUGGAGUCCCUCGUUUGAUGGUUUGAAGCCGGGGGGGCGGGGACGGGGGGAGGUCAGAUGUGGUCAGUAUUAUCUCUGAAUGCCUGCAGGGUGUUUGUGUACGUGUGCAUGUAUAGGGUAUACAACCCAUUUGGCAAGAGUAAGGACUGAUUGGUAUGCCUAUUUCCCUCCCUCAUCUUCAUCCUUUUGGUGCCCAAGUGCCAGGAGCAACGCAGUGGCUGCUUUGACUAUCUUCUUCUUCUGCUAGACCAGACUUGGGCCAACUUGGCCCUCCCUCCAGGUGUUUUGGACUUCAACUCCCACCAUUCGUAACAGCCUAGGCCCCUUCUUUUUCCCUUUCCUUUUCCGCUUAAGUGGCUGGGGGAAAAGGAAGGGGCCUGAGUCUAUUACGAAUGGUGGGAGUUGAAGUCCAAAACACCCAGAGGGAGGGCUGAAGUUUGUCCAUACCAGUUCUAGAAUCAGGCUGAAGGGCUGUUUGCCAAGUGCCCUGAUGCCUACCGUUGCCAGUGUAAUGCCGGGCACAAGUGUUGUUCUUUUGGCCAGUGUCUAAAGUAUGAUUUGAUGCACAUAUUCGGUGCCCACAGCCCCACCUUUGUCGCAACCAGAGCACAAGCGAAACAGGGCCGACCUCUUCGAUUGCGUCUCCCUUGGCAAUAAAGCUCUAUUUUGGUCUUCCUA